AUGAAUGUGAAAGCUGUGCUCGUUGUAGUAACCGCGCUGUGCAUCAUUGAUCUGUCGAACAGUGGGUCGAUCGAAAAUAUUGUGCCCGUUCCCGAGUGGAUUGUAUUCUACCAUCAAACCAAGGUGAACAUCCAGAUCCUGGAACCUCGUGGGAUACAGAUUUGGAUCAAAAACAAAGCUAAAAGCUUGGGUUUCGGAGUUGAGCUGGUUGUAAAUCCAACGGACAAGACCGAUGUUGGGUGCGAUUUGUGCAGGAACGUCAGUUUUCCUACGGAUGGGAAGUAUUUCAUUCAAGAUGACAACUUGUUUGUAUCGAUAGGUGAUACGAUUAAGUACAGAAUUUUGGAGGUCGAAUGCCACGAGGCUAAGUGGUCACCAUGGAGAACUGUGUUUGUAGAUAUAACGUUAUUCGGGGAGACUGGACAACACUGCUCGCACGAAUGUAACGAUCAUGACGAUUAUGCUGCAGUUCGUUUUUUGGAAAAAUAUGUCGAGAAAAUGUUGAAUAACUGUGAGCUGAAUGAGAUAUCGGAAACCCUGUUCUUCCCAAUGGAAAAUGCCAACUAUCUAGUCAGCGAUUCAAUGAAAUUUGUGAAAAGUCGUCUAUAUACAGUAGAAAUUUUAAGACCAUUACUAGAUCAUGUGAGAAAUGUCUUUAUUGCACCGGAUGGAGUAGGUUUUAGUAUGGGAAGCAUUCUUGAGAAGCUCAAAGUGUUAGAACUUGGCCGUGAUCGGCUUAAAUUGGUAGAUUUUGAUGAGUAUCUAAUUGCUCCCAGAGCGAGUGAUUAAGAAAAAGUGAAAACUAUACCAAGUAACAUUACGUG
Molecule: messenger RNA, 824 nt
Organism: Sabethes cyaneus
Lineage: Eukaryota; Metazoa; Arthropoda; Insecta; Diptera; Culicidae
Exons: 2
Coding region: 1-789 (262 amino acids)
Molecular function (GO): carbohydrate binding
Source: RefSeq, a predicted model, not a curated record